Tribolium castaneum (red flour beetle) is the source of this 1330-nucleotide messenger RNA. RefSeq names its product Methyltransferase like 4 (gene Mettl4). Gene Ontology annotation, biological process: methylation. The record is from RefSeq and is a predicted model, not a curated record. Gene Ontology annotation, molecular function: methyltransferase activity; nucleic acid binding. Gene Ontology annotation, cellular component: nucleus. Lineage: Eukaryota; Metazoa; Arthropoda; Insecta; Coleoptera; Tenebrionidae. Bases 155 to 1192 code for a protein of 345 amino acids. The transcript is spliced from 3 exons.
CUGCUUUGUUGUGAGUAAUUUCAGACAGGGCAUAUUUAUACGUAUGCUUCCCUUCACUGGGUAAUUUUCAAUUUUUUGCUUUCAUUUUUGUGUUUUUGCAAUAAAUUAAUUGGUGACUUUUGAUCUUGACUGGUUUACGUUGGUGGUGUCUGUCAUGAGUAUUGUGAAAAAUUCAAAAUACGGGUGGUUUAUUUCACACGAAACUUUAAUAAAAAAUGCAUACAACAACAUUAACUGCUCCCACACAAACUAUCAGCUAAAAUCUAACCUAUUUAACAUAUACACACCCUACAAAACGGCCAAGAACCGAAAAUUCAAACACAGAGAAACUAGCGAUGAAAACACAUUUGAAAGAGAGGUACGUUGCGUGGAGGAAUUAUACUCCUUGUUUUAUGGCGAAAUUAAGCAAGUUUUCACCGGGCACGAGAGUGAGGUUAGGAACGACGAAGCUGUCAACACAGCGACUGAAAUUUACGAAAUUUCGGGGAAAAACCUAAUUACUGAUUUACACGGCUGUAACAACGAAGGCCCCACUAUCAGAACCAUCAAUGACGCCCGGUUUCUAUUCCCUGCUAACUGUACUUUCUACGCUAAAAAUGUCACAGAUAUGGGUCAAUAUCUAGAGGAGAAAAAAUACGAUUUAAUUCUUCUGGACCCCCCAUGGUGGAACAAAUACAUUCGGCGGAAACGCAAACACUCCGAACACGCCUACGACAUGAUGUUUAACCACGACUUAAAGAACCUCCCCCUGGAAAACCACUUGAAACCCGAUGGUUUAGUUGCAGUUUGGUGCACGAACUCCAUGCAACAUUUAACAGCACUGCGCGACGAGAUUUUCCCCAAAUGGGGUGUUAAAUUCGUGUCGAAAUGGUAUUGGGUCAAAGUGACAAAAUCGGGGGUUCCCAUUUGUCAAUUCUCGCAACCCCCACGUAAGCAACCCUUUGAACAAAUCAUUUUCGCAGCCGCUGAUUCGCGCAGUUUGCCGAACCCACCCGAUGGUAAACUAGUAGCAAGUGUUCCGAGUGCGCUGCACUCACACAAGCCCCCAUUGUGUCAAUUGUUGCAAGAUUUUUUGCCCCCGGGUCCCAAUUGUUUGGAAGUUUUCGCUCGUUAUUUGCUUCCGGAUUGGACGAGUUACGGGAGGGAGGUUUUGCGGUUACAGCAUGAAAGUCUGUACGAGAUAAGUGAGUAAUAAUUUAUUUAAUGAUGUCCGUUUGUUAUUUUUGACUGGGUGCGGUAUCCGGUCGGGUUCAUCGUUUGCCACCGCCAGAAAUCGGCACCUGUAAGUGGGCACAUAAUCCAAAAAAUAUAAAUAAAGUGAUCACUUACA